Messenger RNA from Knipowitschia caucasica, 312 nucleotides. The record is from the annotation of a GenBank genome assembly. NCBI's taxonomy places the organism in Eukaryota, Metazoa, Chordata, Actinopteri, Gobiiformes, Gobiidae.
AUGGGGAUCAGUAAUCCUGACAAAUAUCAGUCGUCUUAUCGAUCCAUGCAUGGAUCAGUCAUCAACUAUGCCUGUGACAGGAGCCUCGUGGGGAACAUUUUGCUGAACGGAAAUGCAGCCCGGGUCAUUGAGCGGUACUUGAUGUUCACUGAUGGCAUGGCCUACGGUAUCGACCAGAUCCUGGAACCUCCAGGCCUGGGCGCUCACUGUGAUGACAUUACCAACAAGACCACAUAUGGCCAGUGUGGACGCUGCCUGAAUCCUCCUUCCUGCCGUCGCCUGAGACACACAGACACGGUCAGAGAUCCUUAA